AUGGCGACAAUCACCGAUCGAUUUGUGCAGAACGUUCACAUGGACCAAGAAACUUCCACCUCUCUACAUGACGAAUUACUGGUCGGAUAUGGGGACGUCGUUAUAGAAAUUUCCGACAGAUCCCUACCUUUUCUGCGCGGUGGUCCAUUGUCGAAGGACGAGUUUCAAUUCAUGAACGUGCAAUUUCGUUGGGGCGCUGAGAACUCGUGCGGCGCGGAGCAUUCCAUAAGCGGUAUCUGGUACUCGAUGGAGGCACAGGUGAUGCAUUGGAACACUCGUUACGGAUCGAUAGACAAGUGCUACGACAAACCGGACGGGAUCGCUGUGCUCUCGUAUUUCAUGCAAGUGGUGGGCUGCCCUGGAAUACCCGACAAUCCCUCCCUAGCGGAAAUUACCAACAACUUGUCAAAGAUCAAGACAAUCGGAAGCCAGACCAACAUAUCACCUUGUAAUUUUACUUUACCGCGUUGCUUUCUUAUUUUCGAUAUAGAUUGGAGACCACAUAGAAGUAAAUUAAUAGCCGUAUAA
Messenger RNA from Apis cerana (Asiatic honeybee), 528 nucleotides. Its product is annotated as carbonic anhydrase 2-like. Lineage: Eukaryota; Metazoa; Arthropoda; Insecta; Hymenoptera; Apidae. Gene Ontology annotation, molecular function: zinc ion binding; carbonate dehydratase activity. Gene Ontology annotation, cellular component: cytoplasm. The record is from RefSeq and is a predicted model, not a curated record.